This is a messenger RNA of Coregonus clupeaformis (lake whitefish), 2391 nucleotides long. It is a transcript of the gene klhl8, whose product is annotated as kelch-like family member 8. The transcript has 10 exons. The record is from RefSeq and is a predicted model, not a curated record. Gene Ontology annotation, molecular function: protein binding. The coding region runs from base 107 to 1960 and encodes 617 amino acids. Lineage: Eukaryota; Metazoa; Chordata; Actinopteri; Salmoniformes; Salmonidae.
UGCCUAAACGAGUCGAAUGUUUAUUUCUUCACUCUGCAAGAAAUUAGAUUGGAUUGAAGUGUGAAUGGAUUUGUACAAACUGAGGUUUGGCUCCCUGUAGACGGUGAUGGCGCCAGGCGACAUGGUGCCGGAGCAUGCCAAGCAGCAUAAGCUCAAGCAGGAGAAGGAGAAGCGUCAGAGCACCACCAGGCCUGAUGGAGACUGUGAGCCAGAUGGAUCGUUUGUCUUUGAGGCUCACGAGGCAUGGAAGGACUUCCACAACUCCCUGCGCCAGUUCUACGAAGUGGGGGAGCUCUGUGAUGUCACACUGAAGGUGGGCAGCAGGCUGAUACCAUGCCACAAGCUGGUGCUGGCCUGUGUCAUCCCAUACUUCAGGGCCAUGUUCCUGUCUGAGAUGUCAGAGGCCAAACAGGACCUGAUAGAGAUCAAGGACUUUGACGGAGACGCCAUACACGACCUGGUGCGUUUCGCCUACUCCUCCCGCCUGACCCUGACAGUGGACAACGUGCAGCCCCUUCUCUAUGCAGCCUGUAUACUGCAGGUGGAGCUGGUCGCCAGGGCCUGCUGUGAGUAUAUGAAGGCCCACUUCCACCCCUCCAACUGCCUGGCUGUCCGCACCUUCGCCGAGAGCCACAACCGCGUCGACCUGAUGGACAUGGCGGACCGCUAUGCGUGCGAGCACUUCCUGGAGGUGGUGGACUGUGAGGACUUCCUGUGCGUGUCGCCUCAGCACCUGAGAACCCUGCUGUCCUCCAGCGAACUGAACAUCCACUCUGAGACACAGGUUUACAACGCUGCUGUCAAGUGGCUGAAAGCCAACCCCCAGCACCAUGAGGCCUGGCUGGACCAGAUCAUGACUCAGGUGCGCCUCCCCCUGCUCCCAGUGGACUUCCUGACGGGCACGGUGGCCAAGGAGGAGAUGAUCAAAGGAAAUCUGAGCUGCCGGGAUCUGCUGGAUGAGGCCAGGAACUAUCACUUGCACCUCAGCAACAAGGUGGUUCCUGACUUUGAGUACUCAGUCCGCACCACGCCUAGGAAACACACUGCAGGUGUAUUGUUCUGUGUUGGUGGCCGGGGAGGUUCUGGUGACCCAUUUCGCAGCAUCGAGUGUUACUCCAUCAGCAAGAACAGUUGGUUCUUCGGGCCUGAGAUGAACAGCAGGAGGCGCCAUGUUGGAGUAAUUUCUGUAGGAGGUAAAGUGUAUGCAGUAGGGGGCCAUGAUGGUAGUGAACACCUGGGCAACAUGGAGAUGUUUGAUCCUCUCACCAACAAGUGGAUGAUGAAGGCUUCCAUGAACACUAAAAGGAGAGGCAUAGCUCUGGCAGCUCUGGGAGGUCCUAUCUAUGCCAUCGGGGGUCUAGAUGACAACUCCUGUUUCAACGAUGUAGAGAGAUAUGACAUCGAGAGCGACCGCUGGAGUGCUGUGGCGCCCAUGAACACGCCCAGAGGUGGAGUGGGCUCUGUGGCCUUAGGGAGUCACGUGUAUGCUGUGGGGGGUAACGACGGUGUGGCCUCUCUAUCCAGUGUGGAGAGGUUUGACCCACACCUCAACAAGUGGACGGAGGUCAGGGAGAUGGGCCAGAGACGGGCAGGGAACGGAGUCAGCGAGCUCAACGGGUGCCUCUAUGUAGUGGGUGGCUUUGAUGACAACUCCCCGCUGAGUUCUGUGGAGCAUUUUGACCCCCGUCUGAGUCGCUGGGACUACGUCUCUGAGCUGACCACGCCCCGGGGUGGAGUGGGUGUGGCCACGGUUAUGGGUCGCGUGUUUGCGGUCGGAGGUCACAACGGGAACAUCUACCUCAACACAGUGGAAGCCUUUGACCCCCGCAUGAAUAGAUGGGAGCUGGUGGGGUCGGUGUCUCACUGCCGGGCCGGCGCAGGAGUGGCUGUCUGCUCCUCGCACAUCAGCCAGAUCAGGGACGUGGGCCAGGGCUCCAGCAACGUGGUGGACUGCAUGUGACCUGUGAUCCCUGAGCUGACCACAUCGACCGACUGCACAAGAGCAGACCAACCCAACCCACGCACAAGCACUCAACCACACUGCACAGUCACUGAACAGGAGCACUAGCUGUUGUUCCUUUUAAGCGCUGACUGUAGGCUUCUCCCUAAAGAAUGUAAGAGGGGUGCUGCGCCACCUUGUAAACUAGCUGUGCCACUGUGGGGGGAAAAAAAUACAAAAAGUUUUACUGUAUUUUCUUUGCUUCUUUCGACUGCUUUGGUUCUUUAUCAAGUGAAAAUGGCUGAUAGUUGAGCUUUAGACGUCAUAUUAGACAGGCCUUGAAUAUCAACUUGAAGAGGAACUUUAAGAGUAACCAGUUCGGAAACUAUUCAGACCCCUUGACUUUUUCCACAUUUUGUUACGUUACAGCCUUAUUCUUAAAUUGAUUAAUU